GUGCCUCGCUGGUUUUUAUGGAGAUCCAAUCUUGGGAUCAGGUGAUCACUGCCGUCCUUGUCCUUGCCCAGAUGGACCGGAAAGUGGGCGCCAGUUUGCCAAUGGAUGUUAUCAAGACCGGAUUACAUUACAAGUGGUGUGCGUUUGUGAGAGAGGAUAUAAAGGAAGCAGAUGUGACGAAUGCGCCUCUGGCUUCUUUGGAAACCCCGAAGAGGUUGGUGGGAGAUGCCAUCCCUGUCAGUGCAACAACAACAUCGACUCCUCUGACCCGGAGGCUUGUGACAAAAGGACCGGGUUGUGUCUCCGGUGUUUGUUUCACACCCAAGGCGAACACUGCCAAGAGUGUAAACCUGGCUACUACGGAUGGGCCCUUCAACAGGAUUGUAGAAUUCACUGGGCAGUGCCAAUGCAUGCCAGGAUUCGGCGGGCGCACCUGUACAGAAUGCCAGGAAUAUUUCUGGGGUGACCCUACCAUCGGCUGCCAAGCUUGCGAGUGCGAUUCCCGAGGCAUCCAGACUCUCCAAUGUAACCGGUCAACCGGCCAGUGCAUCUGCAGGGAAGGCGUCGAAGGUCCCCGUUGUGAUAAAUGCACCCGAGGCUACUCGGGAAUCUUUCCAGACUGUGCUCCUUGCCAUCAGUGUUUUGCUCUCUGGGACGUCAUCGUCACCGAGUUGACCAAUAGGACCCAGAGAUUCCUGGAAAGAGCCAAAGUCCUGAAGAUCACGGGGGUGAGCGGCCCCUACCGAGAGACCCUCAGCUCGGUGGAGGAGAAGCUGAAUGAGAUCAAAAGCAUCAUUGCUCAAAAUCCCGCGACCGAGCCCCUCAAGAACAUUGGGGACCUCUUCGAAGAAGCAGAGAAGCUGAAAGCAGAUGUGGCCCAAAAGAUCAUUGAAGUGGAGGAAAAGAUCUCUACGGUGGCAAACGAAAGCAGCGCCGUGGAGGCUGAGCUGACGGCGUUGGAGGCAGACGCCAAGAGCUUACACAACGCUGUGAAAGAACUUGGGGAACAGCUGGAGUUCAUAAAAAUCUCGGACGUCCGAGGUGCCUUGGAUAGCAUCACCAAAUAUUUCCAGAUGUCUCUGGAUGCGGAAAAAAGAGCCAACGCAUCAGUUUUGCUUCCCGGCAGCCUCAUUGAACAGUCCGCCGAAAUGCGCCUGGAAGUGGAGAGUCUGAUCAACGAGACGGCGGCCACCUUCCAGGCUACACAGGAAGAACAGUCCCGUCUCUUGGACGAACUGGCGGGCAAGCUGCAAAGUCUCGAUUUGGCCGAAGUGUCGGAGAAGAUGUGUGGGACUCCCCUGGGGUCUUCCUGUGCCGAUUCCCCCUGUGGUGGGUUGAGCUGCCAAACUGAAGAUGGGGUGAAGAAAUGUGGGGGACCCGGGUGUGAAGGUCUGGUGACGGUGGCUCACACCGCCUGGCAGAAAGCCAUCGAUUUUGACCGGGACAUCUUGAGCGCUCUGGCGGAGGUGGAACAGCUGUCUAAAAUGGUUUCGGAAGCCAAACAACGGGCCGACGAGGCCAAGCAGAACGCGCAGGACAUUUUACUGAAGACCAACGCCACCAAGGAGCAAGUAGACCAGAGCAACAAGGACCUCAGAAAUCUGAUACAUCAGAUCCGAGAUUUUUUGAUGAAUACUAGACGACAGCGUCAAUGAGAAAUACAAAACAGUAGAAAACUUAAUUGCCAAGAAAACAGGGGAGUCUGCCAGCGCCAGGAAGAAGGCGGAAGAGCUGCAAAACGAAGCGAAGGUUUUGUUAGAGCAAGCAAACAGCAAACUUCAGCUUCUCAAAGAACUGGAAGACACGUAUGAAAAAAACCAAAAAAUCUUGGAAGACAAAGCUAAACAAGUAAUAGAGCUGGAAGAAACCGUCCGAGGCCUUUUGCAAGCGAUUAGUCAGAAAGUUGCGAUUUAUAGCACCUGCUAGAAAUUUGGAAAAACGAAAGAAGAGGGGAAAAAAACAAAUAAAAUAUCUUUCCUUUGAAGAUGGGUCUUAAAUGGAUAACGCAGCACUUCUCAACCUUGGCCCGCCUGAAGAUGUGUGGACUUCAACUCCCAGAAUUCCCCAGACAGCUGACUGGGGAUUCUGGGAGUUGAAGUCCACACCUCUUCAGGUGGACCAAGGUUGAGAAACACUGGGAUAACGGAACCUGUCCCAAUCUGACCAGAUACCAGCGUUUUUUCUCCUUUUGUAAAAUAAAAUCCUACUUUGUAACCAAGUAUAUUCCUCCUUUAACCCUAGUUAGCCUCAUUCUCCCAUGUUACUUUUAUUAUCCGAAAGAGCAAUUCACACUUUUUGAUUCUAAUAAAAUCCGAGCGUCAAACACAGGGUU
This is a messenger RNA of Thamnophis sirtalis, 2332 nucleotides long. NCBI's taxonomy places the organism in Eukaryota, Metazoa, Chordata, Lepidosauria, Squamata, Natricidae. The record is from RefSeq and is a predicted model, not a curated record.